AUGCAGUCCAUUUACAAUUCCCGUCGUACAAGUUCUGCUGGUUCAUCAGAUCUUGACAAUGUCAGAGACGCACAAGUCCAGCAAUUUCCAGCUACAGAGAUUACUAUACCUUCUUUUGAUAAAAUAGACGGUACGUUUUUCAGCUAUACACCAUCGAUUUCAUCUUAUCCGGCAGUAUGUGCAUCUGAUGAACCGUGUGGACUGUAUACUUCCGGAUAUUUGCAACAUUAUGAUUCCAACACUGCACCAAAAUGGCAAGAACGCUAUUGUCGACUAGAAGAGAAGCGACUUUUGUGCUACAAGAAGGAAAAGGACCGUACGCUGCUAUUUCAAGUCAAUUUUACUCGAAACUCUGUGCUUCUUUAUCAUAAAGAAGCAAGCGACGAUCAUGUAGUGAAUCAGCAGCAGCAGCAUGCUACGAAUCAAUUGGUGGAAACAACUAAGAGCUCCCUGUCACUUUAUCCGGCAGCAGUUCACAUGGAAUCAAUGACGUUUCUUCUUGACGGUGUAGAGAUUUGUGGCCAUUCAGUAAUUGGUCAAAAUAUUGAAAUACCAGUGAGAUUCAAGACAGAGAAGGAAGGUGACUAUGUGACAUGGAUCACGUGUUUCAAUGAUGUGAUUCAACGACGGGAACGUGAUGCUUUGGUUCAAGUGACAGUGGAAACGAGUCAGAGUGAUUCAGAUGUAGAGAACAUGGAACUGCCAAUUGCGUUACGAAAAACAAGUAAAAGUACGACGUUGGUGGAUUCUCCGAAGCGUCGGAUUUUAGAUAUGAACGGUCAGGAAGGUGCAAAGAUGCCACGACAGACUAGCAGCGCUUUAGCUGGAUUCGAGAGACCAAUGGAGUCACAGAGCUUGGUCAACGUUGAGACGUACGAAACAUUUCGAUCCAGGUACUUGCUGAUGAAGGAGAUUGGUGAAGGCUCGUUUUCUAUCGUUCAUCGUGCUGUGAAUCGCUUGACGGGUCACGUGUGUGCGGUAAAAUGUUGCAAAGUGUCACAGGCUUUGGAAGAAGAGGAACGACUACUACGCACUUUAUCGCACCCAAAUGUCGUUAGCCUUGAAGGUGUUUUUGAACGAAACAAGAAUCUUCACUAUGUCGUUAUGGAUUAUUUAAAAGACGGAGAUAUGUGCGACCAGCUUAUUAAACGCCAGCGCCUUCCUGAACCUGAAGUACGACGUAUCAUUCGGCAAGUCGUUGAGGGAUUAGCAUACUUGCACCGGCGCUGCGUUCUUCAUCGCGAUAUCAAGCCGGAAAACAUUUUAAUCCAUGGCAACAUGGUAAAGAUCGCGGAUUUUGGACUGGCAAAGGAACUUGAGCAGCCGACGACUCUGCUUCAGCGCAGCUGUGGCACAUUGGAAUACGCUGCCCCUGAACUACUCUGUGGUCAGCCAUACGGUCUCAAGUCUGACGUAUUCAGCUUAGGCAUCGUGCUGUACGUGCUGCUCUUCGGUUCGUUCCCGUUCAGCGUGGAAACGGCAGCUGCUUUAAAGUGUAUGGACCCCUUUCCGACAGAUGUUGACGUACGCGAUAUGAGUUGCCUUAGCAGCUCAAAUGUGCAGUGGAGAAUAAUAAGCCCUCUGGCACAAGAUGCGCUGCUGAAGAUGCUAAAGACAAACGACGCUGAACGCAUAUCCGCUGAAGACUUGCUGGGUCAUCCUUGGUUUAAUGACACGAUGGCUGGCAUGUCGAAAUCGAUCAGCUGUACCCCAGACGAGUUGGAGCAUUCACGUAUUGAAGACUGCGAAGCUAUGGGGUUUGCCGAGCUGCUGUCUCGUGGCUUUCGGGUUAUCAAAUAUGGCAACAAGGAGUCAACGAUGCCUUACGUCGCUUUGUUGAGUCUCAAUUUUAUGGAGGAACGUAUCAAUUGGACAGCUCAUGAAAAUCCACUGCCGACAGAGAUGGUGAAAGACACUAGUAAAAACACGAUAGUCUGCUGUACCGGAGGAAGUCGUGGCAUCUUUCUUCGUGAUAUCAAAGAAAUUCGAGAGGGUCACACGACCAAGGCGUUCCUGUCUCACAACAACAUCAAGUCCAUACCGCCACCCGAGCUCUGCCUAUCCAUUAUUUGCCCAUGGAGAACUCUUGACCUUGCGGUAGAAGCUCCAAGUCAACGGGAGUUUAUGGUUCGUGGUCUUCGACGCCUGACAGCCUCUCAUGCCUGA
Messenger RNA from Peronospora belbahrii, 2166 nucleotides. NCBI's taxonomy places the organism in Eukaryota, Oomycota, Peronosporomycetes, Peronosporales, Peronosporaceae. The record is from the annotation of a GenBank genome assembly.